Xenopus tropicalis (tropical clawed frog) is the source of this 2358-nucleotide messenger RNA. RefSeq names its product angiopoietin-related protein 7. Gene Ontology annotation, cellular component: extracellular region. The coding region runs from base 344 to 1600 and encodes 418 amino acids. The record is from RefSeq and is a predicted model, not a curated record. Gene Ontology annotation, biological process: blood coagulation. The transcript is spliced from 7 exons. Lineage: Eukaryota; Metazoa; Chordata; Amphibia; Anura; Pipidae.
GGAAGGGCAGGAAGCAGAUGGAGAUUAUCUGGAUUACAUUUUCUGCACUGACGGAAAAGGUAUAAUCUAAUUAGAAAUGUAAAACCUCAGGAUUGCGCUCCAUUAUUCCCUAAUUCCCUGCGGCUGAUCAGCACCGGGGCACGAAACGCUGCCAGAAACUGCACCGGAUUCCCAAUAUUCUGAGCAGAAUUCACGUCACUGGACCCAACAAAUCUUGAAGAAAUGUUCAGGAGUUACUGGGAAUCUAGUAGGGAUCCAUUUCUGCACCUUCCGUCUAGGUAACCUGUUGAGGCCAAAAUGAAGCCCACGGAACACUGACUGGAAAUAAGAAAAUCUUUCCAAAAUGAACCAAAAUGUUCUAAUUGUCGCCCUAAUAUGGCACAUAGCGCAGUACAUGGUGGCAUUAAAGGAACACCAACGCGCCCAUCAGCUGACAGGGAUGGCCCAAUGCGGCGAGUACAGCUCUCAGGUUCUGGCCAAUGGAAAGUGCAAGAUUGUCGCUACUUUGCCUCAACACGAGGGCCACAGGUGCCCAGAUAUGUUCCGCUGCACAGAGGAGGUUUCCUACUGGUUGCACGAGAACAAGGAACGUAAGCAGGAGGUUCUAGAGCUGAGGGAACUCGUCUUUGAGCUUCAGGAGGAACUUCGGAACCACAGGCACCGGCUAAAAGUGUUAGAGAUCCAGUGUGGUGGUGGGAAUCACAGUUCCACAGUGGUGCGCAGAGUGCAGAACCUAGAGAGCUGGGCAGGGGAGAGCAGUGCCCUACAGCGCAUCCAGGCCGCCUUCAUUUACGAUCUUCAAGGGCAACUUCUCAACUUGUCCUCCUUGGUGGCCAGAAAUCACCAGAACUCUUCCUGUUGGGUUGCGGCUGAACUACAGGCACAGCAAGCACAUCCCCAAGCAGAAUUUCAGCACUCCCGGAGCUGCCACACUGACUGCUCGAGCCUCUAUUACAAUGGGAUUGAUAGGUCGGGAAUCUAUACAAUUGAGUUGGCCGCAGGAGGAAUCCCAACAGACGUUCUCUGCGACAUGGAAACAGACGGUGGGGGCUGGACUAUAAUACAGUCUAGACAGGACGGGUCCGUGGGCUUCAACAGAACCUGGGCAGAAUACAAGGAAGGCUUCGGCCAUUUAAAUGGUGAGUUCUGGCUGGGAAAUGAGAACAUCUACAGAAUCACAAGCAGAGGAGACUAUUCCCUUCGCAUUGACUUGGAGGACUGGGAUGGAAACCAUAAGUACGCGAUGUACAGAAGCUUCAGCAUUGAAGAUGAAGGCAACCACUACCGGCUGAAUGUGGAGGGGUUUAGCGGCACCGCCGAGGAUUCCUUUGCCUGGUACCAUAACAAGAGGAGCUUCAGUACCCCGGAGACUGGGAACCUGUGCGCGGAAAUCUCCCACGGGGGCUGGUGGUACCACCAAUGCUUCUACUCCAAUCUAAAUGGCGUUUACUAUAGGGGAGGGGGAUACAUGAGAGGACGGGGUGCCCUGGGCCCAGAUGGCAUUGUGUGGUACGGCUGGAGGAACACCGACUACUACUCGCUGAAACGAGUCUCCAUGAAAAUACGGUCAAGGGCAUUUCGACUCCACCGAUCCCUCUGAUGCAAUGUCCUUUGACUGGGAAUAUAUUAAAGGGAAAGUAAACCCAAACACUGCACAACUUUCUAAGCAGUAUCUGUCCGUCCUUUGCUAUUUCCUCCCCCCAGGACUCAAGUUCUGCAACGCUCUGCAUUCUCUAUCCAUAACAGACCAGUAAAGGAGGAGAAGCAUGCAAGGCAUUAUGGGAAUUGGGGAAAGUUCCGCUGCAUUGUUUCAAUGGUACAUUUACCCGGUAUAAUCUAAACAGAUAUUUAGUACAGCCACGGGCUGUUUGUAUCUGGGGACUCAGUAAUGUUCAUUUAACCAGUGUAUAACAAGCCCAGAACAUUGCACUUGUGUAUCAGACUCACAGGGAUCCCGGAACCUUCCGGAAACAUUACAUAGGAACAAAUUAGCACAUACAGCCCUGACAUUUAAGAGCAGAUUCAUGCAUUAACCCACAGAACUUACAUUUCAUAUUAAAGUGGAUGGAUUUUGCCCCACAGUAUAAAUUAGAUUGAACCUGGGGGCACAUUAAUAUUUUUACAAGAAGCCAAACCUUUGUGUUGCAAACAGCAUUAUUUUUGACCAAAUGCAAGAUUCUAAAGUCUCUAGCGCCAUCUGCUGGUACAAACGAUAUAAAUGUGAGUCAGAGAUCCAUCCAGAUUGUUAUUAUGAUUCCUGCACAUACUGGGGCAACAUUCAGUUAGAGUAGUAAGGGCAAGAUGGAGGCAGUAGGGCAAGAUGGAGACAGUAGGGCAAGAUGGGGACAGUAGGACAAG